This is a messenger RNA of Fusarium vanettenii 77-13-4, 1980 nucleotides long. RefSeq lists its product as uncharacterized. NCBI's taxonomy places the organism in Eukaryota, Fungi, Ascomycota, Sordariomycetes, Hypocreales, Nectriaceae. The record is from RefSeq and is a predicted model, not a curated record. The transcript is spliced from 4 exons. Bases 1 to 1980 code for a protein of 659 amino acids.
AUGACUAUCAAGUCAACUCCAACUCCCAAGGAUGCCAGAGUGGUGGGGCCAACAGGAUCUUAUGUCCGGGAGUUGAUUCCCCCUAAUGUUGGCACUGGGCCACAUCGCAAGAAUGUCCAGGCUGUGACACUUGCUGUUUGGACUACAGCAGCUUGCUUUGGUACAGCUCUCUUUUACCAGCCCUGGCUCAACAUUGCGUCAAACUAUAGAGCCGCAGCCAUUGGGCUUGUCUUCCCUGGCGCAGGAUACCUCGCCAGUGCCAAUCCUUUGGGCUACAUACUUCUUGUUCUUACUUUGGCCGCUGUUCCUCCGGCCCUAUUCGCAUGGUUUGGCGCUGGCGCCAUUAUCUUCCCCAUCCUCGUUUGGGGGCUCUCUAUCCUGGGGGCAUACGCUGUUACGUCUGAUACCGUCUGGGAGUCAGCAGGCCUCUAUUCCUUUGGCGGUCUUGUAGCGGCUUUUGCGUAUGCGAAUCGGUCUGCAAGUGCUGAACGGAUAAGAGGCUUAAAGACACGCGAAGCUAGAAAUGUCAUCAUUCCACAGCAACUCGCUCGGAUGGACGAAGCUGCUGCCAGAGAGUCAAAGCCAGAAGAGGAUGAAGAACUUGACUUGGAUGCUCUUCGAAAGCUUCAGUUUCUCUUUGAUCAGGCCUUUCAGGAUCUAGACGACUGGUCUGGUUUCACCGUUAUUGACCAGUUCCAGACGUCAGCCCUACGAUAUCAGAUCUACCAGAUGAUGUACAUCCUUGGGCUUUACCAGGCAGUGUAUGCCCCAAAUUUCCAUGGAUACGUUUCAGAGGCCUUUCGGAGAGUCAUUGAAAGGUCUCUGACGAAAAAAGUCCUCGAGUUCUGGAAGUGGGAACGUCUAGCUGGAAAGUUUUCCCUGGAUUGGGACCCAGUUCAACACGACAACAUCAUGGUCACAGGCUUCCUCCUUCAUGGUGUCAUGCUUUACACGGCCAACACUGGCGAUUAUCGAUAUACUCAGCCUGGAAGCCUCAACUUUCACGUCACCGACAACCGAUGCUACAAGUACAGCGUUCAUGAUCUGCAAGAGUCUUUGGUUAGACAGUGGUCGUCGAGUCCCUACUUCCUCAUCCCCUGCGAGCCAAACUGGAUCUACGUCAUGUGCAAUCUCCAGGGAAUGACUGGCGCUGUUCUUUACGACCGAGUCUUUGGAACCAAAGCGACGCAGAUGCUUCUCCCUUCGUUCGAGGAAUCACUCAACACCAACUUCACCGAGACUAGUGGCAGCGUCUUAACUAUCCGUUCCGAACUCACCGGCUUCGCCAUUCCUGGUAUUGCUGGUGUCGCUGGAGAUCUGGCCGUCGUUAUGAUGGGCUCUGGGCCUCUGCGCAACCUCUCUCGCCGACUCUGGGCCGUCGUCCGAGAGGAAAAUGUGAUUUUCGAUGAGGAGAACAAAGAGCUUUCCAUGACGGGUCUGGUAGGUGCCGACAAUAUCGAUACCGGAAACUACACAUCAAGCCCCAACGCCGUGUUCUCGCAAGUAGCCAUUGGUGCAGCUGAGUAUGGUGAGGAGGCGCUCAAGUCGGCUGCGAUCGAGAAGCUCGAGAAGGAGUGGGGGCUCCUCACCACUUCAACGGGAUCCAAGUCAUUCGAUCUCACCAAAUGUUCAACUCUCAUGAACUACGCGGUCUUGACAGCGACUCUACUUCGCCCCGGAGCCUACAACCGCAUGGUCCAAAAGGGACCAUCGGAGACAGCUUUGAACGGCCCAAUUCUGUCUGAAGUUCCAUAUCCUGGUGUCCUCGUUGCGAAGGCGCGGUCUCAUACAUCCAAAGACUUGGAGCUUGUCCUUUAUCCCUCGGCAGACGACGGAGUCUUUAAGCUGGGUAUUUCUCGAUUGGAGUCUGGAGGACAGUAUGAAUGCCAGGGGAAGACGGUCACGGCGGAUGGAGAGGGCAACUUGACAUUCUCUGCCACAAUCAGUGGCCGAACGAGGUUACAUAUCCGCUCUGUCUAA